AUGGCUUCUCCUCUGGCAAAAAGCGACCGCCAAACUACAACGCCAUUUCACUUGAAGCUCUUCUACAGAAAUGGGUCCUUCAACAGGCUUGAUGAAUUCUCUCUGAAUUCCGAACUCCCUCCUCAUGUCCAGAUCUACACAUGGCAAUCAUGCACCCUCCGCGAGCUCUCUCACCUACUCACAUCUGCACUCCCAUCUCUCCUCCCAGAUCCAGCAAUUGGCACGCGUCUUUCGUACCGGCUCAUCUUUCCCGACACGCGCACUUCUAAUCAAGCAUCAGGGCCAGGACGAUAUAUGACAAAAGACUUGGGCAGUGUGAUCAUUGGAGAAGGCGGUCCAGGAAUUCUACCAGAUGAGGAAGAGGCAGCUAUUGUGAGGGGUGGGCAAAUGGCGGGGCCACUUGGAGGAGAGCCGGAGAAGACGUUACAAGAUGCUAGAUUCGUGAUUGGGGACUACAUAUGCUGUGCCAUUACACCGCCCCCAGAGAACGGCGGUGCUGCACCUCCUCCAUCGGGUCCUUCGCGGAGUGGCUUCGGCUCUAGCAGAGGUGAUUAUGGAGGACGAGGCGGAGGUAUGGGUGCGCGAGAGAAUGGAUUUGGUGGUGGUUUUAGGGGAAGAGGUGGUCCUAGAGGGGGGGUGAAUUUUGGUGGACAAGGCUUUGUUCCUAACGGAGAGUGGCGUAGAGGGGAGCAAGUACCAGAUGGUCCUGGAGGGGGCAGAGGACGGGGAUUCGGAGGAGUUUUUGGGGGCAGUAGAGGGGGCAGUAGAGGGGGCAGAUGGUGA
Molecule: messenger RNA, 783 nt
Organism: Cadophora gregata
Lineage: Eukaryota; Fungi; Ascomycota; Leotiomycetes; Helotiales; Ploettnerulaceae
Exons: 2
Coding region: 1-783 (260 amino acids)
Biological process (GO): negative regulation of DNA-templated transcription
Cellular component (GO): nucleus
Molecular function (GO): transcription corepressor activity; transcription factor binding
Source: RefSeq, a predicted model, not a curated record